This is a messenger RNA of Stylophora pistillata, 770 nucleotides long. Its product is annotated as pseudouridine-5'-phosphatase. The record is from RefSeq and is a predicted model, not a curated record. Lineage: Eukaryota; Metazoa; Cnidaria; Anthozoa; Scleractinia; Pocilloporidae. Gene Ontology annotation, molecular function: phosphatase activity.
GUUUUCGUUUUCAGUCCCUCGAGAGUGAAGCGCGUGAUUUCCAACAUGUCGGACGAGGCUGGUGUAAAGUGCACUCAUGUAAUUUUUGACUUGGAUGGAUUAAUGUUGGAUACUGAAUCAAUUUACACCAGAGUGACCCAAGAAAUCCUAGACCCUUAUGGCAAGACAUUUGAUUGGUCAGUUAAAUCAAAAAUGAUGGGACGCAGUGCAAUGGGAGCUGCUCAAGUUUUGGUUGAAGAACUUCAGCUGCCAUUGACAGCUGAAGAAUUUGUUGAGACAUCAAAAGAAAAACUCCUGCAGUUGUUUCCAUCAGCUCCAUUGCUACCUGGGGUAGAAAAUCUUGUUCGUCAUCUCCACAAGCACAAAAUACCCAUUGCAGUUGCUACAGGAUCUAGUGCAUCCGAAUACAACAUCAAGACAUCGAACUACAAAGACCUCUUCCACCUUUUCUUGCACGCGGUGAAAUCUGACGAUCCAGAAUUGAAACACUCUAAACCCGCUCCUGACAUUUUUCAGUUGGCUGCCGCGAGGUUUCCUGUUCCUCCCACGUCACCACGUCACGUGCUUGUACUAGAAGACGCGCCAAACGGAGUGACGGCGGCACGAGCUGCCGGAAUGAAUGUUGUCAUGGUACCCGACAAGAGGGUUGAUAGGUCAAAAUGUUCGCAAGCUCAUUUAGUUCUCAAUUCACUCGAACAAUUCGACCCUGCCGUCUGGGGUUUUCCCCCCUUUUGACCAAAAAAAUCCUUAGAAUAAAUUGUGUGGAUUAG